Menidia menidia (Atlantic silverside) is the source of this 378-nucleotide messenger RNA. Lineage: Eukaryota; Metazoa; Chordata; Actinopteri; Atheriniformes; Atherinopsidae. The record is from the annotation of a GenBank genome assembly.
AUGGCGCCGGUGCCCUCGGCCGCCAUGCGCCCGCUGCCCCCCUCCUACCCCUGCCACGUUCCCACCCGACGGCCCCCAGCUGUGCCCAGAGGUGCAGGUGUGGGUCGGAUGGCCCCCCCCCCGGCGCCUCCGGCCCGUUCCCCCACCACAGAGUUGUCCACCCGCAUUCCUCCGCCGCCUCCACCUCCUCCUCUGCCCCCGUUCAGCCUCAGGAACGGACUCCUGCACAGCUUAGACGAUUUUGAAUCCAAGUUCCAGUUCCACCCUGUAGAAGACCUACCCCCCCCUGAAGAAUUCAAGCCUUUCCCUCGCAUCUACCCCAGCAAAGAAAACAGAGUGAAUCCCAAGCCCCCCGGGAUAAGGACACACCUCAGAUGA